UAAAUAUAUUCAACUUGAAAUUUCGCCUCAGGAUCCAAAAUCAAAUUUUUGACGUUGCGUGUCGGUUGGUGCAAACGUUAAUAAAGUUCAUUUUGCCUAGAGGGUCGGAUUGGCAUAAAUAGAAGAAACAAGAUACGCAACUAUUGCCUUUAAAUUGGACGUAUUUGUAUUUGGAGAAUACGUUAUUAUGGAAGAUAUAUAUUGUCAGAAUGUCAGAUCAUUUGGGGCAUUUAGUUAAGUUAUAUCGGUUUAAAGUUACACGAGAUAGCUAAGUUUUUAAUCUAGUUUUUAACUUUUUAAAUUUAAAUUUGUUACAUUGCUGUUAAGUUAGCAAGUUUAAGAAUACACAGGGUUAACUGGACUUGUUUAAAAUGUUGCUAAAAGCUCUCGCAGUAUUUUCUUUGCUGUUGUCAUUAGGUUCUUGUGACCACCCUGGGGUUCGUGUCAAAGGAGACUCGGCUUUGUAUAACUUCGUGAAAGACCAAAUCGUCAGCUAUGUGGAAAGCAACGCCAGACUAAACUUUAGCGAUGUUCAACACUGUUACAAUGUUGGAUCAGACACUUAUACGUACGCCCUUACCAACAUUACUGUAUCAUCGAUUGGAAUAAGCCAGUCCGGGUUGUACGGCAUCUCACCAAACAUCGUUUCAUUUUAUUCCAGUUCAUUAACUCUUAAUCUACAAGGAACAUACGUGGUUUUCUCAUGCACCAGCCUUGUGUCCACCGGAAGCCUAUCUGUUACCUUCGGAUCGAUCAAUAUGGCAGAGUGGGUGAGACUGAACAACGUUAAUGGUGUUUUUGUGGCGUCAACUGUACUUUGUAAUGUACAACCAACCGGGCAACCUAUUAUUAAUGCAAUCACACCAACUUUAUCAGCGAGUCAUACAAGCAAUCUUAAAACGAUGAUUGCAAGUGAUUUAAAACAAGCUAUUCCUUCUGUAGUUUGCAACGGAACCGAUGCCUUCUUAAUAGGAAACGUCAACAGGUUCAUUGCAACAAGCAUUGCUGCCGGCUUACCGUUAUCCACAACUAUAAGUGUUGACAUAUCAGCGUAUGGCCCUCCUUCGGUAACCUAUGGAAGUCUACAGAUUGGUUUGAAUGGAAAAUGCUACCCAGUGAAUGAUCCAGGAGUAAAUUACACGUUUCAAAGAACACCGCUUCCCAAUUUUACAAAUUCAAACGGAAUGCUUAAAAUGAUGGUUGGCGAAUACGCUACAAAUACUUUGCUACAUUCCAUGUACGAUAACGGGUUGCUGGCUCUUUCUCCACGGCAGAUUUUAAUCACUCUCGGAACAUCGGUUAACACAGCAAUACUGAGCAUUUUUAUUCCAGGAUUUCUUAACUAUGGAACUAAGCCCAUGCUCUUUAUGCUAUCCGUGCUAAACCCCCCAAAUGUAACAAUUGCCGAAUCGGACGUCGCAAUUGCAGGAAUACUUGAGUUAACGAUGCUGGUGAACAACACAGGGACGCUGGAAGCAGCUCUCGUUAUAGACGCUGAUUCGAUCCUUCAUGGAACUGCGUCGGCAUCGGGCACCACUGUUCACGCACAGAUCACUUCAGUUGAAUACACUCUAAGCAUUCAAAGAAGCACAGUUGGUUCAGUUAACUUGCCUGGGUUUAAGGCAUUGCUGAAUAUAGUUGUUCAAAACCAACUUAUACCGACAUUAAACAGUGUGAUCUUUACUGGUUUUGAGAUCCCACCGAUUUACGGGCUCCGUUACACCAAUCUUGAAAUUUCGAUGCUCCAGGGGGCUAUGGAAAUAUCUGGGAAUGUGGAAGGUGCUUUCGAGAACUAGAACAUCGAUGGUUAGGCGUGGUGACAUACGUAUACUAUCGACGCUUUACAAUACAAUAAUAAAUGAUUAACCUUAAUACUG
Messenger RNA from Ciona intestinalis (vase tunicate), 1877 nucleotides. The record is from RefSeq and is a predicted model, not a curated record. Lineage: Eukaryota; Metazoa; Chordata; Ascidiacea; Phlebobranchia; Cionidae.